CGGAUCAGCUGGUGCCGGCUGGCUUUCAAUCAAUGGAAAAGUACCGUUUGUUGCGUGAGAUGACUCUGUUUGAUGAUGGCAUCGGGUGUCAUUGAGUUUGAUAAAGCGUCGGAGUUCCUGGAACAGGUAUGGAGCAUUCACUUCUUGUACAUGUAAAUCCCUUUCUUUCGGACUUGCGUCUCCGGACAUGUCGUAAUUCAGGACAUUUAAAAAUGUGGAAUGUGGAUGUUAAAGCUGAUGGAUUAAAUUUAAAUAAGGAUAUACAUGACAAAUUUAAAUUGCCAUGACUAAAGAAUCAAGUGUCAAGCAAUCGGAGGCUGUGGUAGACAUGGAGAAGGCUACAGAAGAAGGAAAGCUGGACAGUAAUGACGUGGGAAUCUCUGAUGACCAAGAGCAAAGCCCAGGAAGAAAGUCGUCCAUAUGGCAGACUGUUAAAUCAAAAAUGAAAAUAACACCAAAAGAUGCGACACCAGUAGACUGGAAAAUAAUUGGAUUAGUCUUUUUAUCAUUGUUCACCAGUUCCUUCAGUCUGACAUUUCUGUUUCCUUUCCUACCAGAGAUGAUUUUGUUCUUUGGUUACCAAGAGACAGAGAAAGGCUACUAUGCAGGCCUCGUGGCGUCUAUGGUGUUUGCUGGGAGAGCGACAGGAAGCUUUUUCUGGGGUUGGCUGUCUGACAGAAUGGGUCGCAAGCCAGUUAUGCUGAUGACCAUUUUUGGAAAUGGCUUUUUCUGCUUGUUAUUCGGAUUUACGAUUAACUUACCAAUGGCCCUAGUCACUCGAUUUUUUGCUGGUUUGACAAAUGGUAGUGUUGGUAUUGCUAAGACUAUCCUGUAUGAGAUUUCUGACGACACAAAUCAAGCAAUCGGAAUGUCCAUCCUGUCCAUGUCUUGGGGGGCAGGAAUCAUACUUGGGCCAGCGGCAGGCGGUCUAUUAGCCUCACCAGCCAAGAGAUACCCCUCGGUGUUUUCUGAGGACGGGGCAUUUGGUCGGUUUCCCUACCUCCUGCCCAGUCUUAUUGUGUUGUGUACCUGUAUAGUAGUCUUUGUCAUUGAUGUUAUGUUUCUACCAGAGACACGGAAAAAAAGACAAACGACAUUGAAUGUAGAAGUUGAGGAGGAAAAUGAAGAAUUGCAGAAGCUGUCCCCUAACACAAAAGAGAACCAGACAAGCAAGGUAGACAGGAAGAUUACAAUGUCAAUGGAGGAUCUCCACUGUCACACAGAAAGGGCGGUGUACGAAGUCAAACUUCACCAGUCCUGUCAUAAUCUCUACACGUCACGUGACUCACACAUAGCAGAGGUCAGGCAAAGGUCAAUAUCUGAAAAUGGAGAACUACUGAAGAAAGAGGCCAUUGCAGAGGAAGAUGGGGAAGUGGAAGAAAAAACAUCAAAGAGCAUUUUAGAUAAAAUCAGGAGUACAACUUUAAUUAAGAUAUUCAGCAUGCCUGAGUGUAGAGAAGCUAUAUUCUUAUACACAAUCUUUUCCUUCUCUGCCAUUGGUUAUGAAGAAAUUUUCACAGUAUGGGCAUCAACCAAAACAUUUUACGAUGGCCUUGGGUUUGAUGCAGAUGAGAUUGGCAUGGUCUUGGGUAUAGCAUCAGUUCCUAUGCUGGUCCUUAAUUUGUUCAUCUACCCAUGGCUGAACAGACUGAUAGGAACCAAAAUGACGUUCGUUGUCUGUGGUUUUGUUAAUGGAGCAUUGAUGACAGCAACAGCUACGUUACAUCUUCUGGACUCAAGUUCCUCUACGUUGCUGUGGGUAAUCCUGCUCCUUGUCAUCAUUCCACAGAAAAUCAUGACAAGUUGUUGUUUUACUGCAACGUCUCUGUUUGUCAACAACUCAGCUACCACCCACAUUGCAGGAUCCGUCAAUGGUAUCGCCAUGACAGCCACAGCAUUCUCAAGAACCUUGGCACCAACGAUAGGGGGAAGUGUGUUUGCUUGGUCCAUCUCGAGUGAUCUUGGAGCACCAUUUGAUGUCAACAUUGCCUUCUUCAUGUUCGGAUUUAUUUUAUGGUUGACGAGCGUGUACAGUAUAUUUACACGCGAGUCUCUAAACAGGAAAAAGACGGGAACCCCCUCCACACAAAAAUAGUGACCAGAGUGUAAUUAGUAGAAUUAAUCUUACUUUAAUUGUACAGGUGCAAGAAAAUCAUGUUUUGCUUUGAAAUCAGAGUCUGAUAUAUCUAAUAAGAAAGGAAAACAUGAACUGAAUUUCCCAGUAAUUGAACUAAUUAUUGGUAAUCGGAAUCUUGAUUUACCAUUGGUAGCAAAGACAAGUUUUGUCACUAUUAUAUGUGAUGUGGAUCGGUAUAUUUCAGACCAGAUUACAAAGCAGAUCCUGUCUUUCAUUUAACAAUUAUUUAUAGCAUCUGCCACUUCAUUGUUUUGUUUACUCAUAGAAUUUAAAUUUGAAUUUCUAUGAGCAUUUUACUAGUGGGAAUAUAAAUUAAUGUAAAUGAAUAGUGAAAUUUUUUUUUCCAUGUAUUUUUCUAUGGACAGUUUUGACUGAUCUUUCAAUUCAAACAGAUUCAAGAAUUUUAUUUUAAAAAACCAUUCUGAUUAAAUUAGGGAAAAUUUUCAUUCCAUAACAGUUUGGAGUGUCUUAAUUUUUUUUCUAUUAAUUGUUUAUUAUGCCCCCCUUCAAAGGAGAAGGGCAUAUUGCUUUGCACCUGUUGGUUGGUCGGUCAGUAGACCACAUGUUGUCUGCUAAAUAUCUUGAGAUCCAUUCACUUGAUCAUAAUGAUAUUUCAUCUCUGGGUUGGUUAUGAGUAGAAGAGGACCCCUAUUGAUUUUAAGGUUCAAAGGUCAAGGGUUCAAUUUACUCUGGACACAGGAAGGUACUGUCCGCUCAAUAUCUUCAGAACCCUUUCCUUAACAGACAUCAACCUUGGUAAACUAGACAUAGGAAUAUACUGUGUGCUCAAUAUCUUGAGAAUUCUUUGCUUAAGUAGACAUCAAAUUUGGUACUCUGGUACACAUCCUAAGAAGUAGAUGACCCCUAUUGAUUUUGAGGUCACAUGGUCAAGGGUCGAACUGGACAUAUGUAAAUACUGUCUGCUCAAUAUCUUGAGAACCCUUUGUUCGACCUACAUCAAAUUUGGUACACUGAUACUGCAUAAGGAGUAGAUGAUCUCUAUUCAUUUUGAGGUCACAUGUCAAACUGGACAUAGUAAUAUGUUGUGUCCUAUAUUUUAAGAAUCAUUUGCUUGAUUGACACCAAACUUGAUAAACUGGUACAUCAUAAGAAGUAGAUGACCCCUAUUGAUUUUUAGGUCAGAUAGUCAAAGGCCAAGGGUCAAUCCACUCUGGCCAUUGGAAGAUACUGUCUGCUCAAUACCUUGAAUUGUUUUGACAGUACUAUCAAUUAAAUGAUGCAUUUGUAUAUGCACCAAGGGAAGGGGGAUAUAUGUUUUACAAGCAUUUCUUGCUUUUUGGUCGCAAGACAUUCCAGAUCUCGCCCUUGUACAGAGAUUUAGGAUGAGUGAAGAGAGAAGGAUAGUGCUAGUGUGUAAGCUCAGAGUUAAGAAAUAAAUUUCAAUUUUAAUAUGAAGUAUGCUGACAUAAAGCGUUUCAACUCAUACACUCAUGUACUUUCUAAAAAAAAUUUUUGUAUUUACAUUCUACUUUAAUUUCUGUCUGAAUUCCAAUGUGUUUAAAUAGAUGUACUAUAUUUAUCAAGAUUCAUACAUGCAUUGUUUACAUCUGCAUCCGAUUCAUAAGGAGAUGGAUAUCAUUACAAUUGGUAAAGAUACAGAAGGCAAAAACAUGUUAUAUAAAUCAUAAUGUAUACAUGUAAUUUGUAAGGUCAGAAUAGAUCAUGUGUAUUUUAGAAUUCAGUUUAGACACGACAUGCUUAUUUUAGAAUUCAGUUUUGACACGACAUGCUUAUUUUAGAAUUCAGUUUUGACACGACAUGCUUAUUUUAGAACUCUGUAUCAAUCAUGUUUCGUUUUUAAUUCUAUAUCAACAUGACAUUAUGUUUAUUUUUUUAGAAUCUGUAUCAACAUGACAUCAUGAUUACUUUAUAGUUGACUUCUUUAUGUUUUAAUUUUGCCCUGAUUUGACCCAAGUUCAAUUGUUAAUUACGCAUUGAAGUAAGAUCAUGUUCAUUUUUUAAAUCUGUAUUAAAAUUACAUAAUGUUUAUUUUUUAAAAAUUUUAUAUUGAUAUAACAGGUAUAUUUUUUUAGAUUUUGUAUCAACAGGAGUUCAUGUUUAUUUUAGAAAUGAAAGUUAUUUUUAAUCAUUUUAUAUAUGAUGUAAAGUGAAAUUACAUUCACUCUCCAUGAUUUCAUUUAAAAAAUGGAUUUGAUCCAUUUGAUAAACAAUUAUAAUAUGACUACCCUUACCAAACUAUACAGUAUGCGGCAACCUUGCGGCAAACUUACAGUAAACUAGCGGCUAACUAUUUUGUUCACCAAAAGCUUAAACACUAGUUCGCAGCCAUUCGCCGGUAGCAGUGAACUUGUGGCGAACAAACAUGAAGUUCGCUGGAAGUAUACCAGAAAUCUUUCUUUACCAUAUAUUUGUAUAUCACAAAGAGAUCCAAAUACUCCCUGGUAGCGGUGAACUUGUGGCAAAUGAAAUUACAGUUCGCUGCAAGUAUACCAAAGAUCUUAGAUUUUAUUAUAUACUGCCUCGUAAUGUAG
Molecule: messenger RNA, 4650 nt
Organism: Ostrea edulis (European flat oyster)
Lineage: Eukaryota; Metazoa; Mollusca; Bivalvia; Ostreida; Ostreidae
Exons: 13
Coding region: 284-2095 (603 amino acids)
Biological process (GO): transmembrane transport
Molecular function (GO): transmembrane transporter activity
Source: RefSeq, a predicted model, not a curated record